This is a messenger RNA of Macrobrachium nipponense, 1041 nucleotides long. Its product is annotated as coagulation factor V-like. The record is from RefSeq and is a predicted model, not a curated record. The transcript has 2 exons. NCBI's taxonomy places the organism in Eukaryota, Metazoa, Arthropoda, Malacostraca, Decapoda, Palaemonidae. The coding region runs from base 1 to 1041 and encodes 346 amino acids.
AUGGAGACAGAGAGUAGUAAAGUUACAUCUUUCGGCCUCAGAGUGUCAGUGUCCACCUCUCGAUCUCUCGAUCUCCACAAUACAGGUGACGUGAUUUCUGAGGAGGCCAGGGUCCGUGGGAGACUGCCCGUCAUAUCACCUUUCAUAUCAGUGAAGCAACAGUUUUCCCUUAUUCUUACUGACAAAGACGAUGAGAGAGCUCCUGACUACACUGGCAAAGACGAGGAGAUAACUCCUGACUGCAAAGACGAGGAGAUAACUCCUGAGUGCAAAGACGAGGAGAUAACUCCUGACUACAAUGGCAAAGACGAGGAGAUAACUCCUGACUACAAUGGCAAAGACGAGGAGAUAACUCCAGACUGCAAAGACGAGGAGAUAACUCCUGACUACACUGGCAAAGACGAGGAGAUAACUCCUGAGUGCAAAGACGAGGAGAUAACUUCUGACUACACUGGCAAAGACGAGGAGAUAACUCCUGGCUACUAUGGCAAAAACGAGGAGAUAACUCCUGACUACAAUGGCAAAGACGAGGAGAUAACUCCUGACUACACUGGCAAAGACGAGGAGAUAACUCCUGACUUCAAUGGCAAAGACGAGGAGAUAACUCCUGACUACACUGGCAAAGACGAGGAGAUAACUCCUGACUACAAUGGCAAAGACGAGGAGAUAACUCCUGACUACAAUGGCAAAGACGAGGAGAUAACUCCAGACUGCAAAGACGAGGAGAUAACUCCUGACUACAAUGGCAAAGACGAGGAGAUAACUCCUGACUACAAUGGCAAAGACGAGGAGAUAACUCCAGACUGCAAAGACGAGGAGAUAACUCCUGACUACAAUGGCAAAGACGAGGAGAUAACUCCUGACUACACUGGCAAAGACGAGGAGAUAACUCCUGACUACACUGGCAAAGACGAGGAGAUAACUCCUGACUACACUGGCAAAGACGAGGAGAUAACUCCUGAGUGCAAAGACGAGGAGAUAACUCCUGAUUACAAUGGCAAAGACGAGGAGAUAACUCCUGGCUACACUGGCAAAGACUAG